Trichobilharzia regenti is the source of this 2697-nucleotide messenger RNA. NCBI's taxonomy places the organism in Eukaryota, Metazoa, Platyhelminthes, Trematoda, Strigeidida, Schistosomatidae. The record is from the annotation of a GenBank genome assembly.
AUGAGUUCUGAAGCGUUGUCUGCAGAAGAGCGCCAGCUUAUCGAAGCUAAAAGAAGAAAAGCCCUUGAGUCCCGUAACCGACAUGCUCAGAGCGGGACUACUAGCUCAGUACCCAUAGUUAAUAAACAGAAUAUGCCUAUUAGACAGUCUUUGCCUCACCAAAGUGAACGCGGUGUUACACAGGCUGCAAAGCUUGGCCAAGACUUCAUACGUAUGGCAAGAGGCUGGACGAAUACUAGUCAACCAACGAUUGCAAAAGUUGCUUCACAUCCUAUCAAGCAACAAAUUUCACAAGUUAAACAGACUGUCAUACCGAAAUCCAAUACCAAUACAUUUCCCUCAAAAAAUUCUCUUCCACUUAAUGAUGUUGUCAAUACAAAGAAUAACCUAGUGAAUGUACUUUGUACAUUAUGUUCACCUAAAAGGUUUGAAGUAUAUGCAAGAUAUCAUAAUGGAUUGACUCAAUUAUUUAAAACUAUGGCUUCAAAACAGUAUGAUUCUCAGACCAGAAGAUGGUCAUUCGACUUAUCCGAGUAUCAUGACUUUGUUGCCAAAGUCAAUGCUAUUGAUGAAUUGCAUUUAGAAGGACUUCCAUAUGCUGUCCUCAAAAUUUUUCGUAAUGAACUUUCAACGAAACCAGAAGGGAAUAAUUUAAGUAACAAUAAAAAUAACACUGAUAUUGAUCAUGAUAUGCUGAAGGACAGAAUACCAGAUGACCUGUUGGCUGCUAUGUUUCCAUUUCAGAAAGACGGUGUAUGCUUAGCGUUAAAAAGAUCUGGACGAAUAUUAUUAGCUGAUGAUAUGGGUCUCGGUAAAACUAUUCAAUCGUUAGCUAUUGCAUUCGCUUAUUACUCUGAAUGGCCAUUAUUAAUUAUUGCUCCAUCGUCUGUACGAUUUUCAUGGAGAGAUCAAAUUAUUCGUUGGCUUGGUAAAGCUUUAAAUUUAAAUUUAACGCAUAUUACUGUUGUUAACUCUGGUAAAGAUAUUGUCACAGAUUCGAAUUCAUUUAAUCCCCCACCAAUCACCAUAAUCAGUUAUGAUUUAAUGAGUCGAUAUGGUAAAGAAUUACUUAGACGAAGAUAUGGUGUUGUUAUUGCAGAUGAGUCGCAUUUUCUAAAAAAUAUCAAAGCUGCUCGAACAAAGGCUGCUACACCAAUUUUAAAGUGGGCUAAAAGAGUUCUACUCCUCUCUGGUACGCCAGCUAUGUCAAGACCGGCUGAAUUAUUCCCUCAAAUCUCUGCCAUUGCUCCUGAUCUCUUUCGAGGUGGUUUUCAUGAAUUCGGCUUACGGUAUUGUGCAGCUAAAGAAUGUCCUUGGGGUUGGGAUUAUUCAGGCUGUUCAAAUAUGACUGAGUUACAGUUGGUUUUAGAGAGAUCAAUCAUGAUACGACGUGUGAAGACUGAUGUAUUGUCACAACUGCCAGCUAAACGUCGUGAACUGGUUGUACUUGACCCAAAUAUAAUUAAGAAGGGCAGCCUUGACAGACAUGCUAAAACAAUGCUGACUAAUAAAUUAUCUAGUAAAGAAAAGCGUUCAGCACUUUUUGAAUAUUUUCAUGCAACUGGUUCAGUAAAGCUGGCAGCUGUAGAACAAUAUGUAUUGGAUUUAAUUGAUUGUGGUCGUAAAUUCCUGCUUUUCGCUCAUCAUACACACGUUCUUGAUAGCUUGGAUAAAUCAUUAUCAGAAAAGUCAAUCAGUUUUAUACGUAUUGAUGGUCGUACAAAUUCAGAACAACGUUCUGUUGUUUGUCAAAAGUUUCAAAGUGAUGAAGACUGUCGUGUAGCAUUGCUUUCAAUUACUGCUGCUGGUACAGGUCUUAAUUUAACUGCUGCUAAUUUAGUCAUAUUUGCUGAGUUGUUUUGGAAUCCUGGUGCUUUAGUUCAAGCAGAGGAUAGAGCUUAUCGGAUUGGUCAAAUGGAUUCAGUGUUAGUACGUUAUUUAAUUGCAGAGCAGACUGCUGAUGACUUUAUCUGGCCUCUUGUUGAGCGUAAAUUAGAAGUGUUGUCUAAAGCUGGUUUAAAUCGAGAAACUUUUCGAAUGGCUGAUUCAACUAGACUUGGGAGUUCGACGACAUUAGAACAACAAAAAAUCUUGGACUAUUUCAAACAAGAGUUAGACGAAGAUGUAGAAGAUUAUAAUGCUAUCUUGCCGUCUACCAGUGAAGAGGGUAACUCUGAAUCUUUGAAAACAAAAUGUGAUACUAAACAAAAUGAUAGCAAUACUAUUACCAUUACUACUACUACUACUACUACCAAUAAUUAUAAUAACAUUACUGCUGGUAAAGAUAAUAAAAAUAAUAGUAAAGAGGAAAGUAUGGAGUCUUCCAGAUUAUCCACACCGAAAAUCACCAGUCUAUUCAGUUCCAAGUCUCACUUAUUAGUCAAUACUGAAAAAGAUGAAUCAAAGAAACAUUUGCUAGUUCCAUCUUCACCAGAAUCGAAUCAUUCUGAAACAUUUCCACAUAAAAGUGAAGAUGGUGACAAUAAUGAAAAUGUUGUUGAUGUGUUAUGGACUGAUGACUUUAUUGAACAGUUGGAGGAAUCUGAUAUUGUUGAGAAUAAUGAAGAGUUUUCAUCUGUACUGGAUGAUGAUAUUCUACUGUCAGAAGCGGUUAAAGCCGCUGAAGCAGCUGAAGUCAAAUGGCUCACUGAAGGUCUUAUCAAAGAGAGUGAUUUUGAUACUGAUGUCGAUUUAUAG